GCUUCCGUUAAUCUAUUGCGCAAACUAAAAUAAAUUCCUAACGCCAACUACAGGCAGGAGAUUUAAAAAGGUCGUCCAAAAUGUGCAGCCGAUUUAAAUUAUCAAUAGUUUGGUAGUAUAUCUUUGUGUUAAGUCUUUGUCCGCGUGUAUUAGAAUAUUUAAAUGAACAGUGGGCUACGUUUAUUCCACGGAUUGUAAUGUCUUAAUCUCCGACCGCCGAGCUAUUGCUGAUAACAAGUGGUAGGUUUUAGAGCUGUUCAUUCAACCUGCCUCUCUAUUUAUUCACACCGAGAGCAAGAUAAACACGGCUCCGAGGAGCCUAGUGCUCGCUUAUGUACAUAAAAGGACUUUAAUUGAAAAAAAUUGCAGAAAGUCGAGAGAGUUUUUUGUCAGUUAGUGUACAACCCAGGAAUCGUUCUACGUUAGACUGUCGACUCCGCGCUUAUCUUGGAAUCAAUAUACAUUCGGCCAAAAAAUCAAUUGUCAAGUUUCUACUUUAAGUGGUAAAAGCGAGUUCCUGAUAGGAUACUGUAUAUGCGGGCACCUGUCGGGCGUGCGGAACAUCCCCACCCCCCUCUACUGUAAUGGACUUGAGGGACAGCGCUCGACUUUAGUCACGUGGGGAUGAAAAAGUGAAACGAUGGCUAGCAGUGACGAUGAGAUAGAAGAAGUAAUCGAUGAUAUUUCUUUGGCAUCCGGCGAAGGCGUCUCACUGCUCAAAGAAGUCGAUGUGGAAGUGGCGUUUGAGGGGGAUGUAGAAAAUAGUGAUGAUGAAAGCACUGUGAGGACGAAGAAGAAAAAAAUAACUGCGCAUGUACAUGUGGACAGGAACGUUGACCAAAGUGAGGAAGAGGAUAAUAUCGAAAGUGAAAAAGCUUCCCGGAGGAACUCACGACGGAAAGGGGCGGGGAAAUCCGAGGUUAUCGAGAAGUCCGAAGAAGAGUUACAGAGAAACGAAGAUGGGCAGAAAGCUGCUGUUGCGCCUGUCGUAAAGGACGAACCAGACGUAACGACUGAGAACAAAGUCCGCAUUGUUAUAGAACAUUGUGACACUGCGACGGGGGAGGAAAGUGGUAAAAAGGAAACGGCUGAAUAUCCGGGGACGGAGGGAGUAAAAACUGAACAGCCGAAAUUAAAAUGGCAUCAGAGAGUCGCUCUACAAAGACACAAAAAAUGGCGUUGGGCAAAGAAAAAGAAAAUUGAAAAUGAGGAAGAUGAUGAAGGGAAUGAAGAUGAAAUGGAUAAUGAAGAUGGUGAGAUGAAGAGGAAGAAGGAUGAAGAUGAGGAUGAAGGGGAAGAAGAAGAUACCAACAUGACAGAAGAGGAGAAAGAGGAUAUGUACAACGCCGUGAGAAAUGGAGACUAUCUUCUUUUUCAAGAUCUUCUGGAUAAAAAGAAUGCCGACAUUAACAUGGUGUGGUACUGGGAGAAUUUGCUGAUGGUGGCGAUGCGUGCGCAACAAUUCGUGAUGGCGGAAUUCCUUAUAGACAAUGGAAUUGACUACAACUAUGAAACGACACUGCUGGAUUUGAAAGAUCGUGAAAAGACAGGCAAGCGUUUCUUCCAGUACAAAUUGUCUUGUCGACAGAUGGCUUAUGAUUUAGGACUACUGAAUGUGGUAGAAAUGAUUGAUGUGAAAAACAACCAAAUUCACAAGUACUACAAACCAACACCGCGCAUUCCGCGCAUGCGCCGUCCACCUGCUCCCCCUCCUCCGUGUUUAAUGUACAGCGACGAAGAGGAAGACGACGAAGAGUUGCUGGCUGGAGGAGAUAGCGAUUUAUUAUCUAGUAAUUCACAAUUUGCGGACACCACCGAAUCCAAGGCGGAACCAGUCGAAUCCAAGACGGAAAUAUUCGAAUGCAAGACGGAAACUACAAACGACAAAAGUCCAGACAAAAAGGUUGAACUAACGGUAGAUAGGAUAGCUGAAUUGGAUAUGACAGAUGAUGGGCACGAGUCAUUAGCACCGUGCCCUAAAAGUGUUGUAGCGAACAGAUACGAAUUAGUCGAGGAACGACCUGGAUUGUUCCGACGAGGAACAAAGUCAUCCAUGGGAUUACAACAACAUAAUGACAUGAAAUACAAACGUCGAGUUCAAUCAAAAAGUGCGCACCCUAGAACGGGAAUCAACGUAGUGGGGAGUUACGCUUGGGAGAGUAAACGAUGGCGACCCAUCAAGAGUGCGUCCACAGAAAAGAAGUCAGAGGCUGGCGUUCCGUUCGUUGCAUUAAUGUCAUCAUCGUCUUUGGCACAAACAUCUUCUUUACCUCCGAGAAAAAACUUUUCUAUGCAGAGACCUCUGUCAUCUCCGGCCUCGUUUUCGGUAGAAAUUCAGAAUAUUUUGCGACAGAAUCGUCUGCUACGCACGUCAGACCCAGCUCUACCCUAUAUUAAGCCACCCAAUAAAGGCCUGAGGUCACAGUCUGCCAAAGCGGUAACUCCGUGGUGUCACAGUAAUUCUUCUGCUGUGUUCGAGCGACUAUCCAGCACAAAAAUAAACAACAGAAUUCGAAAUCCCCGGUUUUCUGUAUGUAGACAGAUAAGUAUGAGGAUAAAUCGCUGACCGUAUGACGUCAUCAGCAUGCAUUGCCUGAUAGCUCAGAAUCAGACCCAUGACUUUGCUUUCAGGACUGAGACAGAUUCAUUUUACAUAUUUUAUAAAACACUGCAUGUGACUGUCCAUGGAGUUUAUCACCGUACUCUUUAUUACGACAUGUGAUGUCUGCUUAAAAUUUUGUAAAAGUUCGUCAUAUAAUUAUGUAAUCAUAGCAUUUCCUGUAGUCCUGAAACAUUUCUUAUCGAAGACAUCUCCAUUUCUCUGGUGCUUAAACUUUGUAAGUCUGAAAUUCUUUAUUGAUAGUAUUGCAUGAAAAAGGGUGAAAAUGUAUGUAAUUGCUUUAGAGACGGAACCACGUGAUACUAUUGUAUUAAUCGUAAUCUGUAGGCAUUUUCAGUACAGCCCUGUAUUGUACUUAUACUAGAUAAACUUGUUGGAAUAAACAUUUACAUGUUA
Ostrea edulis (European flat oyster) is the source of this 3016-nucleotide messenger RNA. RefSeq lists its product as uncharacterized. The transcript has 6 exons. The record is from RefSeq and is a predicted model, not a curated record. The coding region runs from base 641 to 2566 and encodes 641 amino acids. Lineage: Eukaryota; Metazoa; Mollusca; Bivalvia; Ostreida; Ostreidae.